Messenger RNA from Thyridium curvatum, 6408 nucleotides. RefSeq lists its product as uncharacterized. The transcript has 5 exons. Bases 1 to 6408 code for a protein of 2135 amino acids. Gene Ontology annotation, cellular component: fungal-type vacuole membrane. NCBI's taxonomy places the organism in Eukaryota, Fungi, Ascomycota, Sordariomycetes, Thyridiales, Thyridiaceae. The record is from RefSeq and is a predicted model, not a curated record. Gene Ontology annotation, biological process: transmembrane transport. Gene Ontology annotation, molecular function: transmembrane transporter activity.
AUGAUACCAGACUCGAGCUACAUCUUGCAGCGGCGAGAUGGAAUUGAUGCGACGGUCCUGUCAGCUCUGCUCUGUGCAUCCGACAGUCGUACUGCCUGUUUCCUCGUCCAGUGUGAAGUCCCGUAUGCACUUGCCAUAUCGCACACGGGCAUUCUCUCCUGGUCACCCGUCUUGCUCGUGGAUCCUCCAUUUGGCAAGAGUGCCCUGAUAUCGAUAUUACCUUACCUUCUGCGCGCCCCUGCGCCUUCCUUCUUCUCCUACCAAUCUAGCAUGCAAUCCCCCCUCCCGCAAGGCAGCACCGCGUCCUCUGUGAACUCUGGGCAGGAGCUCCUCGAGAGCGCGGUGCCAUCCGCACAUUUUUUCAAACCAAGCCUUCGCUUUUCCUCUCCUCCUCGCCGACCAUCCACUCCCCGUCACCAUCCCCUUCUUCUCCGAGGCACUCGUCUAGUCUUCUCCCCUCAUGACUUUCUCACUUUUCCAUCUGCCAUCGGUAGUCAUUCUUUUCACUACAAAAUCCCAAUUCUUACCUUCAUUCAAGCCUACCUGCCGGCUGUUCAGAUACUGCCGACUUGCCCAGCGUCACCUUCCGUUCAACCCAACCUCAGAUUCGUUGCCGUCGUCAACGACUGUCCACGCUUCAGGCUCUCUCCGGCCGCCAGGAUGCAGGCGUUUGUACGUCUCAUGGGCGCCGUGGUGGCCUCCGGUCUGCUGUCCGCUGUGAUGGGCAUGCCGUUGGACGGUACCAAUGCAACUUGCGCACCUGACAUUGUCACCGUCAUGGUCACUGUCACUCCCACUCUCGAAGCUCCUCCUAUCACCACUGUGGAGACAAUUGUCAACUCAAUCGUCAGCACCGAGACUGUGGCUGCUUCUACCAUCACCGUCACGGCCGAGGUGGUGCCCGGUUCUUGCCCUUCCUCCGACUCUGACUUCUGGACUGCCAUUCCCACUUCUGUCUCCGGUCCCUACGGCUCAAUUCCUCCUUCGACUUGCACCGAACCAAAUAUCCCUGACACUGUGAUCCCAAACCCUGAAGUCCCAGGAGGACCCGUCCUCGUGACUUACUCCAUUCCUGUCGGCUCGACCUCUCAUGUCAUUCUGACACGGACGGUGCACAAACCACAAGUACCAGCUCCAACAAACGCAGAGACGGCAGACCUGACUACUUUGCUUGGGCCUCCUGAUCUGGUCACGCGAUCCAUGGUCACGGCGAGCUUCACUUUCAUUCUCACUCCUCCAGGGGUCGGGUCUCCCUCUCUGCCGACUCUAGCACCCGAGGAGACCAUGCCAUUUCAUGGACCUUCCUCCGUUGGUGUCCCGGGUUACGCAUCAGCGCCUUCUGCCCCUGGCGCACCGCCUGGCCCAUCAACUCAUUCCACUCUGCCAGAGAUUACGCUCUCUUUGAUCCCGGCGACCACACUCCCUGAGAUCACACUCUCUCUGGUGACUCCUACAACUCUCUCGGAGAUCACGCUCUUCCCAGAGAAGCCCACAGUCUCAGUCAUUACCCUCCAUCCUCCGAUUGUCACAUAUACCCUGGAGUCUGUGGUCCCUCAUUCUCCACCAAACGUUGUCACAUACACCCUCGAGGAUGUACCUCCAGUCCAAGAGAGCACCUUCAUCUACCCACCUGCGGCUACACUCCCUCCGCCGGAGUCAUCCGUUCCCCUUGGAUAUGGUGGUGAGCCUUCUGACAGCGAUGCUUUCACCAUUCCUGAGGGCACCGACACUGUUGCCUUUGUUCCCACGAGCACUGAGCCUUUAUCCCCAUUCCCAGCGUCGUGGACAGAGACCGACGAUCCAUUGAGUCAGCCUGCACCCUUCACGGUCUUGGGCGGUGAACCUGUGUUAUCGGAUCUCACCCUCACAUACACGGUGCCGAGCGUGAACGGUAUACCAGAGACCACCAUCACCUUGACUACGGCUGUCAUUGUCUCCCCCGAUGAUGCGUCCCUGCCUGCUGCCACUGAAGCCGGCCCUACCCCUACCUUGCCCGUCCCCGAAGGAUAUGGAUAUGGGACGACAGAAGUCACUCUGACCACGGAUGUUCCCGCUGGUCCAUUCUCUUUUGGACUAGAGUCCGAGACUGACGGUCUGUCAUCGAUUGCUGUACCGUCUGGCCUUAUCUCAUUGUCUGAAUCACAGGACCCUCCAGAGGUCACUCUCUGGCCGUGGACCGCAUCCUUGAUUGGCCAGACAGAUACUAUUACUCUACCCACCACUUCACCCGGUGUUCUCUCGGGACCUCCACUUCUCACGGUGACUCUUCCGCCCUUGCCUCUGUCCUCUGAACCUCUCAUCACUGGAUCUUCCAUCGACGUUUCCAGUGGUGAGCAGACAUCAUGCACUUCCGAAGAGGGGUCUUCGAGCUUGGUUCCAAGCUCACUGAUCAUGUCUCCUCCGCGUUCAUUAUCAGCUGGCGAGCCAGGCACCGCAGCUACUUCAUCGCCAGAUCUGGCCAGCCCGAUCAACCCUUUACCUUCGGGAUACUCAGGUCAUCUGGCUUCAUCGGCCUUGACGUCGUCGUGGUCGUCGGCGCGGCAACCGGCUUGGCCGUCAAGCUUUUCUGUGGGUGGGUAUCAGUUUACCUUGUCUACAGCCUCUUCUUCGGCGGAGCCUACCCCUCCAUUCACAGUCUCUGGAUAUGGGGCUCCUAUUCCUAUUCCUACUACCCUUCCCGUGCAGAGCACCUCUAUGAGCGUCGUCUCACCAUCAGUUGUCUCUCCUCCGGUCUCUACAAGUCUGCUGCCUUCUAUCUCGUCAUGGGUAACAAAUGGACUUGUCUCCAGCAGCCGUCUGCCUCUGAAUACAACAUCACCGACUUUUCCAAACACCACAGUACCACUAUUGACGUUUGUCACCCCCUUGACAUCCACGCCGGUUGCCUUGGGAACUGGUUCGGUCGUGCCAUCCAAUAGCACCAUGGUCUCAGCUGGAGCGCCCCUUUCCUCAACUCGAAACGUCACAUCAGCUCGAUCUACUCAAGGCCAAUGGACUGUGACCUCAGCGGCAAAUAGUACAGCAGCGCCGUCUGUCUUCCCAAUUAGCAGCGUGCUUCCGCCAAUUAUCUCCUCAAGCUUGAGCCCCAUCAUCAGCAGUGCAUGGCCGACAUCAGGGUUCAAUUCAAGCCGGAUUUCGCGGGCAUCACAUAAUUUGACAGCCACAGCGGCUUCAAAGUCCCGUGCCACUGGCUCCCCAGGCUUUCUGACUCAGAGUGGUCUUGGCCCGCUGUCUUCCUCUGCUGUCUUGAACGGUACUUCAGCGCCGGCAGCUCCGUCGGGGACACUCGCUCUUGCAAAUGGCACUACAUUUUCACAAGUUGGUCCGGUUCAGACACAGAGUGGCUUUGUCCCGAGCCCAAUUCAGUCUUCAGUGGCACCAGUUCAGUCUGGUGGUGGCCCAUCAUCAACACUCAACAUCACGACCUCAAUCCCUGUCAACCAGACCAGCUCAUUCUCAAGCCCAACAGCUCACCCCAAUAGUACCGUCACUGGCCCUGUGUCUCCCCCCAGCCAGUCAGGUCUAGGACCUCUGUCGAGUACCCCAUCUUCACUGUCUACAAUCACGCUCAACGAGACCGGCCUCCUGCCCCCAACCUCUGCGUUGCCCAAUCAGACCCAGCCAGUGGCAAGCGGCAACAUCACUGUGACCAAAGUCAGCCAGUCGGGCCCCUUUUCCACGACAACUGAUUUAGGCAACACGACUAUCUCUACGAUUGCAAACUGGACGGGGACAAUUUCCGGAAUUGCGAGUCUCACUUCCGCACCUCCUUUCCCGGCUCAGAGCGGGUUUGGCCCUGAAACCAGCUCGAGCACAAGCAAGACCAUCUCUAGGCUGUCAAUUCCGGUUCAAUCUGUGCCCGGGCAAUCAGUUCCUGGACCUGAGCAGUCAGCUCCUGUCCAAACAGUCCCUGGCCAGACUGUUCUCACGCCAACUGUGCAACCCUCCACCAACCAAACAGUGGCGACUUCCGCAUUGUCAAGCACUUCAGCUCCAGUGCAGCCAGGACAGCCGACCUUUGGACCAGACACUUCGAGUCUCGCUGCAUCGUCGUCAGCAGCCUCCCUUGCUGCUCCCGUCUCAAAUGCUGCGAGCUCUGCCGCGCUCGUCACGACUAGUGAGGAGUCGCCCGCCCAACCGGUUCACCAGACAGGCUUCGGCCCUGAGCCGACCCUCGAGGCUUCAGCAAAUUCUACCCUGUCGUCGAUGACUGGAGUCUGGCCCCCGCCGUCUUCAGCAUCAUCAAGCAUGACAGUUCCCCCACUACCCACUUCCACGUGCGGCAGUCCGGCAGACACUGGUAACUUUACGUUGAACUUUGAUGAUCUGCCCCCUCAGGGUGUUAGAAACAACACAGAUCCAAAUAGCCUCAAUCCAGUACCGAUGUUCAGCCCUUACCACCGGUUCUGGUUCUCAUCAGGAUUUGGUUUCCUACCUCCACCGACGUCCAAGUACCAGCCCUCAUCUCCGAAGCUGAUGCUGCAGUGGACGCCAGCGGCUCUGCCCAACGGUUCUGUCACCGACAGCAUCGCGGAGAUUACCGUGGGUCCGCGCAAGGCAGACAGCUGCAUGCGCUUCAACUUCCUCGGGCUAAGUCUCGGAUGCAACUCCACCGGCCCGAGCUGUAUCUUCAACAUCACGGGUGCCCGCACCCCGGCCGAUGGCGUGUCGCCGGAUGUCGACAUCGUUUCUAAUUUGUGGAAUCUGACUGCAUGUCUGGCACCAAGCAACUGCUCUCUGGUCCCCAUCGUGGCAAAUCCGGGCGCCUUCUCGGAUCUCACAUCAAUUCGCAUUCAGCUCACAACGGGCAACAGCACUGGAGCAACUUGGUGGGGCGAUGACCUGCUUCUGGGCUGGACUGACAAUAGCUGCGCCGCGGGGGGCAAUCGGCCUGUGACUGCAGCGAGUCUGAUUGUGUUUAUUGUCGGAAGCGUUAUGAUCGAUCGCGAGGACAUGGCCGCAGGCAAUGACGUCGGCUCCGCCAGCCGACCAGAGUCAGGUGCCGGGCACAGAGCAUCGUCAAAUGAAGGGACAACACGGGAUGUGCCGCUCGCUUAUCGCGCCGACCCCGAGAAGCAUGCCGCGGACGACAACAGCGACAGCCGAGGGGCGACGACGCCGGACAACGAUAGCAUCGCCGUGGCGAGUAAGAUGGAAAGGGAUCAGCUCCCGCAGCGCACGGGAUACGAAACAGAAGACGAUGACGAUCAUCUGGAGGACGACUUGCCCGGCAUAGGACCGGCCGACGAGUCGACAGGCACACGUGCAGUGAUUGACCGGGUACUCAGCCGUACGAGUGCUAGGGCCCUGGAGCCAGGCCCGCCUCCGGACGGAGGGGCCCGGGCCUGGAUCGUUCUUCUAUGCACGCACAUCACCGUCAUGAACUCGUGGGGCUUUAUCAAUUCCUUCGGCGUGUUUCAAUCAUACUAUGUCGAAGCACUCCACCGGCCGCCCUCCGACGUGGCGUGGAUUGGCUCCUUCCAGACCUUCCUGCUCUUCUUCAUUGGCACCUUCACAGGCCGCAUGACCGACGCCGGGUACUUCCGAGCCAAUUUCACUCUGGGUACGGUUCUUUCCAUCGGCGGCUGCAUCGCUGCUUCGUUUUGCACGCAGUACUGGCAGCUGUUCCUUGCGCAGGGGGUGUGCAUGGGCCUGGGUAACGGGUGUCUUUUCUGCCCGGCCAUGGCGAUACUGAGUACGUACUUCCACAAGAGGAGGGCGUUCGCGAUGGGCAUCACGGCGGCGGGGAGCGUGACGGGCGGUUUGGUGUACCCCAGUAUGGUCAGGCAGUUGCUGCCCAAAAUCGGCUUUGGGUGGACGAUGCGCUCGUUGGCACUGAUCCAGAUCGUCACGAUGUCAUUCUUGGGCAUAUUCAUCGCCUUCUUCUACCUGAGCUCCUAUGCCCGCGACAUCGUCGGCCUCGAUUACUCGGCCUCGCUCAACCUCAUCCUCGUGCUCAACGGGGUUUCCGGACCCAGCAGAAUCAUCCCGGCUUAUCUUGCCGACAAGGUGGGCACUGUCAACAUGAUCACUGUCUUCGCAUUCCUGUCGGGCAUCACAUCCCUGUCAUGGAUGGCAGUAAAUACCCCGGGGGCGCUGUACGCUUGGACCGUGUUCUACGGGAUCGCGGCGGGCGGGAUUCAAGGCUUGUUUCCCGCGGGCGUGGCGAGCUUGCACACGGACUUGAGUAAGGCCGGGGUCAGGCUGGGCAUGGUGUUCACAAUUGUGAGCUUUGCGUGUCUGGCUGGUCCGCCCAUUGCGGGCGCGAUCAUCUCAGCCGGAGGCGGGAAUUAUCACGGCGCGCAGGGCUAUGGAGGAGCGGUGAUGCUGUUGGGCGGGAUCUGGUGGAUGGUUGCACGACACUUUAGAAUUAGACGGGAUGGACUACGGUUUCUCUCUAGGGUGUAG